AAAGAAACAAAUCUACAUAAGAAACAAAUAUUUUUAGUAUAUUCGCGAAUCUUGAGAGAGUUGGGAACGUAUUUUUAGAUUGUUAUAUUCUAGAACUGCAAUUGUGUUUAUUAGUAACGGACCGUUAGUUAUUGCUGGGCUUUUUAAACAGAAAGUUGAUCGAAAGUUUUCACUCUCCGUUAUCUUUAUACGACUGGCGUUAAUUUAUAUGUUGUUUCGCUUUCCUUUCUUCUAAUUUAACGAAAAAUUUAGCGAAGUCAUUACCGCGAAGUGCGAAAGUGUUACAAAAUUUUAAUAAAUAUAUUUUAGUGAAGCAAUAUACGUAUAUAUACAUAUAUAUAUAUAUAUAUAUAUAUAUAUAUAUAUAUAUACUUAUAUAUAUUUUUUUAAAAUUUAUUUUUAGAAAAAAAUUAAAGUGUUAUAAUAUAUAAUUAUAAAAAAAAUACUGAUAAAAUAUCUUAGGCAUCAAAAAAGUUAUCAAUUUGCAUUGAGAGUUUUAGUAAAACUUAAAUUAUUAUUUUUGAUUUUUUUUUUUUUUUGGAAUUCUUCAUCCUAAUUUUUUAUUUAUAAAUCAGAAAGCAUUUGGCGUGAAUCACAAUCGUACUCUGCUUGCAAAUAUUCGAUUAGGAGAGGAAAGUCAAUAAAUCAAUUCUGGUGUCAAAUAUUCAAGUCGAUAUUAUGGUAGUUUCUAUUCAGAAAGCGUAAUAAAAACGAAUUACCUUCAUUACGUUUUGCUUAUGCACAACUUGCGUAUACAUACUCGUAUGCAUAUAAAUAUAAUUAUUUGUGUAUAUACUACAUAAAAGUUUAAGCAGAGAUUAACAACUUUAUACAAAUAUAUUAAGUAUUAAAAAUUAACAACUAAAAAAAAGUACUAGCAAAUUAACAAUUUAUAAAGUAAGAAAAAAAAAAUAAAGUUGCCGAAAUAAAUAACACUAUAUAUAUUAAAAACAAAAAUAAUGGCUACAAAUAAAUAUAACAAAGAUGAUAACAUAAUGAAUUUAGAAUUAUCUGCCAAAACAAAUCAACCUCAUGUAAUACAUAUGCCGGGUUGGUUUGAACCGCUUCCAAAAAUUGCUUAUGAAAGCUCCUUUGAAAUAUUGCUCCUUAAAAUACCAUAUCCACCAUCUCCACCACCAACCCCAAUGGUAAAGAAAGUUUUUGUACAUAAUGAAAAUCUAGAACGUAAGACAAGAGCUUUUUUAGCUGGACAUUAUGAAAUUGAUCGUUCUGAUAAUACGCUACGUACUGCUAAACAAAAAAUGCGCUCUAUUAAAACAACAUUAAUUAAAUCUGAAGAUUCAAUAAAAUUAACCGACGAUACUGUUAAAAAAGUAAAGAAUAAAGAUUUUUCACGUAUUAUAACACCUUUAGUACCAAAAAAACCAAGACCAUUUGAUAUAAUUGAAAUACCCGAUUUAAGUGACGUUGACGAGGAACAGGAUUCACAAUACACUGAACGUGUUGAUAGCCGUACAACUAACAUCAUGGAUGAAUAUAAUUAUUCAAGAGCAUCGUCUCGAAGACGCCAACAUACGUCAUUAGGUACUACCACUGGAUCGGAUCGUUAUAGUUCUAUUAGUUCUCGUAAAUCAGAACGUUAUAGCACUAUAGGUACUUCAUCCGAUCGAGUAUCCGAUCGUUAUAGUAGCUCAUAUUCGUCAUAUGGUACUGAUAGCUACUCUAGUAGUUCUGCAUUGGGUACCGAACGUCGUGGUAGUGGUUUAGAUAGAAUAUCAUCUUCAAUCGAUUCUGAACGAUAUAGUAGUAAAUUAUCAUCAUCAUCAAAAUACGAUAAAUCAUCAUUAUAUGAUAAUAAAAAAAAAUCAUCAUAUUUAGAUGAAAACAAUCUAUCUUAUACAACAGCACUAGCUGACGAUUUAUAUUCGACUGUAAGUGAACGUUCACGUUCAACAUCACGUAUGGAUAGCAAAGGAGCAACAUCAGUAACAUCAACCAUAACAAAAUCAAUUGAUAAACCAGUUAUCGUAAAAACGCUCAAAAGUUUACAUCAUGAAUGCGGAGAGAAUGCGAUUUUUGAAAUUCAAUUUGCAACAAAACCUAAUAUUGUCACUUGGCUUAAAGACAACAAACCAUUAAGCGAUCCAUUAGCAGAUCGUGUAAUGCAGAAAGAACUUGAUAUGAGCACAUAUAGGCUCGAAAUUCGUAAUUGCAGUGCAACUGAUGCUGGUACUUAUACCGCUAAAGCUAUGGUUGGAGCAGAAAGUACAACAUGUUCAGCUCAAUUAUUUAUAGGACAUGAUGUUAAAGCUCAACACAAGGAUGGUGAAGAACAUUUAGAACCUUUCUUCUUAAUUUCUCUCAGAGAUGCUGAAAUGAUUGAAAAUUCGCAAUUUCGAUUCAUGGUGAAAGUUGUUGGAGAUCCUAAACCACGUAUAACUUUCUUUAAGGAUGGCAAAGAAAUUGAAGAAGACAGCGAAGUAAUGCAAGUUGUACGUGACAAGGACUAUUUGGGCUUUUAUGAAUUGGUCAUCUUUCAAGUAGAAAAAAGUCACAGCGGUCAUUAUUCUUGUGAAGCUGUCAAUAAACAUGGAAAAUCAGAAUGUUCAGCUGACGUUACUGUUUGUGAAGAUAAAAACUUAUUCGGGGAACUUAGUGGCCAAAUUUUACCGCAAGGAGAAAAGCCUGUUUUUGCAUGGAAAAGAAAUGGAAUCGAUUUUGAUCCUGAAGAACGUUUCAAAGUUUUAAUGGGUGAUGAUGAAGAUUCAUUGGCUAUUGUUUUCCAACAUGUGAAGCCAGAAGAUGCAGGAAUUUAUACAUGUGUCGCUCAAACCAGUACAGGAAAUAUUUCAUGCAGCGCUGAACUGAAUGUACAAGGUGCUAUACAAAUGUUGUAUCGGGAACCAGAGAAACCUCAGCUUAUUGUUGAACAUAAAGAAGCAAUUGCUCAUGUUGGAGGCACAGCUAUUCUUGAAUUAACUUGCAAAGGUUUCCCUAGUCCCGCAGUUCAGUGGAAACAUGAAGGUGAACUUAUCGAACCCGGAUCAAAAUAUAAAUUUCUUUAUGAAAAUGAAGAAUCAAUGUCACUUGUUAUCAAAGAUGUUAAAACAGCUGAUUCUGGUGUUUAUUCUAUUACAGCCACUAAUGAAUUAGGUGAAGAUAGUGCUGAAGUCAGUUUGACUGUAAAAUCUCAACCGAAAGUUAAAAAAAUUAAAGAUGUUACCGUUAAUGUUUCUGAAACUAUUAAAGUUGAAAUAGAAGUUGAAGGUUCUCCAUCACCUACAUUAAAAAUAUCACGAGAUGGUAAAGAAGUCACUGAAAAUGAAAGAAUUAAAAUUACUAGAACUGAAAUUGCAAAAAGUACCGAGAAAGUUGUGCUACAAAUUGAAAAGUGUAUUUUGGAAGAUGCUGGGUCUUAUUCAAUUACAGCUACAAAUGAAAUCAGUCAAGUUUCUGAAUUUUGGAAAACAACAGUUAAUUCUAAGCCCAUAAUAGUCAAACAUCUUGAAAAAGAAUAUAUCCAUGGAGAAAAGGAAGAUGUUGUUAUGUCCUGUAGAUGUGACGCUUUUCCUGUAGCAAAAGUUAAAUGGUUUCAAGAUGGGGUUGAAAUUAGCGAAAAAGAUUCAAGAUUUGUUAAAACGGUAGAUGGAAAUUGUUACACAUUAAAAAUAUCAGGUGUUACUAGAGUUGAUGCAGCCAAAUUUUCUGUAUCUUUUGAAAAUGAAUUUGGUAAAGCUGUUGAUGAAACUGUACUUAAAAUCAAGUGUCCACCUGAAUUCAAACAAAAACUUAAAAAUAUUGUUGUCACCGAAGGUGAUACUAACACAGAGCUUAAAGUUUCAGUUGAUGGCUAUCCAAGGCCACAUAUAAGAUGGUUUAUUGACGGAUUGGAAAUUGAUGAAAAUCGUAAAGAAUUUAUAAAAAAAGAAGAAGGGGAUGAUUACAAGUUGAUAAUUAAAGAAGCUCAAGUUAACAUGAACGGAAGAUUUAGUUGUUCAUUAAUGAGCGAUUAUGGUAAAUUAGAAAGCGAAUGUUUUGUUACUGUUAACUGUAAACCAAAAAUUCGCAAACCAUUGACGAAUGUUGAAGUAAACGAAGGUGAAAGUAUAACAUUAGAAGUAGAAGUGUACUCUGUACCAGAACCAGAAAUCAAAUGGUACAAAAACGGCCAAGAAGUAUCAUCUGACACAAGAAUAAAAAUUUUUAGAGAUACUAAGCGAAGCGAAACAUAUUGUCUUACAUUGAAUUUAUGUAAAACGACUGAUGCCGGUACAUACGAAUUAAAAGCAACAAAUCCUUUGGGAACAUCAUCGAGUGCAGGCGAUCUUAAAGUUUUAAACGUAAAAGAUGAUGUUGAAAUCGGCGAAAUUAGUUCACAUGAAAUAACUGAAACUCGUGCAACAACAAUUGUUGUAGAAGAAAUAUGUAACGAAAAUCCGGCACAGACUGCUAUUUCUUACGAAAAACAAACAAUUCAUAUAUUGGAAACGGCUGAUUUAGAAACCAUAGAGGAACCUAGAACUGAAUAUAUAACUGAAGAAAUAAAAACCAAGAGUAUAAUAGAAGCUAAAGCUGAAUAUAGAAAACCGAUAUUGAAAAAAGGACCACAAGAUAUCCAAUGCAAAAAGGGAGACAAUGUUUUGGUACCGAUUGUUUUUACUGCCGAUCCAAAACCCGAUAUUAAAUUAUUAAAGGAUGGUAAAGAAAUACCAUUAGAUGACAACGUUAAAUUGGAAAUUAAAUCUGAACCAUUAGAGAAUGGCCUCAAACAGUUCACUGUUAAUGUUAUUUUCCCCUCUGCACGUCAUAUUGAUACGGCGGGUUACCAAUUGCAAAUAAAGAAUGAACAUGGUCAAAUUGAACCUCGAUUUGCUCUUGACGUUCUAUCAAAACCAGAAAUAAUUGGAUUGAAUGAUCAAUCGUCAUUACCCUAUGAAACGAUAUCAUAUGAUGCCAAAAUUUUAGCUAACCCACAUCCUAAAGUUACUUGGGCUAAAGAUGAUGUAAACUUGUGUAACUCCGAAAAUCAUGAUGUAAUUGCUGAUGUAGAUUCAGAAAAAUAUCGUCUUGUUAUACAAUCAGUUCGUAUGGAAGAUGGUGGCAGUUAUGUAUGCAUUGCUACAAAUUCUCAAGGAACGACUAAAAAAGAAUUUAAAUUGAAUUUGUUAGUUGAAAAGCCUAGUUUUAUCAAAUUUCCCGAAAAUCAGACUGUACAUGAUUAUCACGAAGUUGAAGUUCAGGUGCGAGCCCAAGGUACUCCCCAGCCUAAAAUUAUUUGGACAAAGGAUGGAAAACAAAUUAACUUGGAUGCCAAGAAUGAAAACGGUGAAAAAAAAUAUAAAGCUGAAAUGUCUUCUGUAUCAGACAAACAUAUUAAUGCAACAUUAGUUAUUAAUCAUAUGAGUGCAAAUGAUGUUGGGCAGUAUGUUGCAGUUGCUAAAAAUGAAGCUGGUGAAACCGAAGCUAAAUUUGAAAUAAAGAUGCUUCAAACUCCACCGUCUUUCCUUAAACCACUAGAAAAAUCUUUAGAGGUACGUCAAGGAGAACCACUUGAAUUGAAAUGUGUUAUUGAUGGUAGUCCGUUGCCAACAGCCACCUGGUUUAAAAAUGGAAAGCCACUUGAAGUUACAGACAGAAUAAUUACGGUAAACAAACCUGACGGAACUGUGAUGCUUAAAAUUGAAAACGCUUUACCAGAGGACAGUGGUGCAUACAAAUUGGUUCUGACCAAUCCAAAUGGUGAAAAUGUAGCAAUGUGUGCAGUGGCAGUUAAACCGGAAACAUCAACUCCAAAGUUCAUAAAACCAUUAAAGGACUUGAAAGUUACUAUUGGAGAGCCAAUAGAACUCGAAGCACAAAUUACCGGAUUUCCAUCCCCUGAAAUUAAGUGGCAAAAAGAUGAUGUUCCCUUACGCCCAACGCAAGCUAUUAGUUUUAUUAAUAAACCCCACGGAAUCAUUGGACUUAGUGUUGAAUCAGCGAGACCUGAAGAUGCCGGCGUUUAUAAAGUUUUAAUUUCGAAUCGUGCCGGUGAUCUAUCUGGUACAGCAAAAAUUGAAGUUACUCCCAGGAAAAAGAAACCUCAAUUUAUUGCCGAAUUGCAAAAUAUUGAGGUCGUUGAAGGUUUCCCUGCAAUCUUGGAAGUGAAAACUGUUGGUAAUCCACCACCAGAAGUAAAAUGGUUCCAUAAUGGGGAACCAAUAACUGGAGACUCUAAACACCAUAAAAUUGAAAAACGUCCGGAUGGUACUUGUGCUUUAAUUAUUGAACAUUGUACCCCAGCCGAUAUUGGAGCAUAUGAAGUGAAAGCUAUAAAUGAUGUUGGUGCUAUUUCCUCAAAUGGAAAACUAAGCAUUAUUCCAAAAUCGAAUGAAACACUGCCAGAAGCACCACCUAAAUUUGUUAAUUCUCUACGUGAUGUAAAUGCUGACGAAGGGCAAGAUUUGGUAUUUUCAGCACCAUUUGUGGGUAACCCAGUUCCGGAAGCUAUAUGGUCAAAGAAUGGUGUACCACUAUCGCCUAGUGAUGGUAGAAUAUUGAUGACAUGUGAUGGUAAAAAUAUAGGCCUUGUAAUACAUCAAGCCCAAACUUCAGAUUCUGGCGUAUAUUCUUGUCUUCUCGCGAAUCCAUUAGGCGAAGAUGAAUCCAAGGGAAAAGCCAAUGUUAGAAAAAUAUAUAAAAAACCCUGUUUCGACCAAAAAUUGGCUGAUCAACAAGUAUCGCAUAAUCAAGACGUUUACUUACCCGUUAAAGUUUCUGGAGUACCAGCACCAGAGUUAGUUUGGUCUUGCAAUGGAAAGCCAAUCAAAGAAAAUGAAAAAUAUACUUUCAAGCAUGAUGGCGAUCAUCAUAGUUUGGUAAUUAAGAAUUGUCAACUAAACGACGCAGGAAAAUACAAAUGCGUUGCAAGCAAUAAAGAAGGUGAAGACGUCACACAAUGUAAAAUUAAUUUCGUCGACGAAUCAGACAAAUCAGCUAAAUUCGAGGCCCCAUCCUUCCUUAAAAAAAUUGGGGACUGUGAAGUUUACGAAGGAAUGGUUGCUAAAUUUACUGCCUGUGCUACUGGUGUACCGGAACCAGAGGUAGAAUGGUUCAAAAAUGGACAAAAACUGUUCCCAUCAGAAAAAAUUAAAAUGGAUAUUGAACCCAACGGGCUCCUUCGUUUGACAGUUCACAAUGUUGAUCAAUCAGAUGUUGGAAAAUAUUCUUGUAGAAUUUUCAAUCCUUAUGGAGAUGAUAGCUGCCAAGCCGAAUUAUUUUACGAUACCCUUGAUCGCAAUAGAAAACCAAUUUAUGACGAUUAUCAAGUUGAAAAAGGCGGAGCACCUCCACCGUUAUCAGAAGCUCCAAUUAUAUCGAAAAUGACAGAGAGACGUAUUACGCUUUCGUGGAAGCCAUCCGUACCAACAGGAUCUCGUUAUCCAGUAACAUACCAGGUAGAAAUGCUAGAUCUUCCCAGUGGCGAUUGGAAAACUGUACAUACUGGAGUAAGAGGAUGUUCUUGCGACAUUAGGAAUUUAGAUCCGACAAAGGAUUACAGAUUUCGUGUUCGAGUUGAAAAUAAAUUUGGUGUCAGCGAACCAAGCCCAUAUACUCAAACGCAAAGGCAAAAGCUGUUGCCAGAAAUACCUAAGUUUUACCCAUAUUUGGAAGACGGUAUAGAUUUUCGUCCAGAAACUUCACCAUACUUCCCAAAAGAUUUUGAUAUUGAAAGACCCCCGCACGACGGUUUCGCCCAAGCUCCACAGUUUUUGCGACGGGAACAAGAUGUUGUUUAUGGCAUUAAAGGACAAAGCGUUGACUUAAUGUGGUUUGUGUACGGAUACCCUAAGCCGGAGAUGCAUUACUACUUCGACGACAGCCCUAUUGAAUAUGGUGGAAGAUUUGAUCAUAGUUACACAAGAAAUGGACAGGCAACAUUAUUUGUAAACAAGAUGCUCGACCGUGACGUGGGUUGGUAUGAAGCUGUUGCAGUAAAUGAACAUGGUGAAGCAAGGCAAAGAAUUCGGUUAGAAAUUGCAGAACAUCCAAGAUUUACAAAGAGACUUGAUGAAACCCAUAUAAUGAUUAGAAAGAAUGGCCGUUUAGAAGCGCACAUCGUUGGUGUACCAUAUCCAGAUAUUAAAUGGUACAAAGAUUGGAAACCACUAGCGAAUAGCGCUAGAAUUAAGAUUAAUUUCUUUGAACCGGAUGUUACUGUUUUAUCUAUAGAUGGAGCUAUAGAGUCUGAUUACGGUUUAUACUCUGUUAGUGCAAGAAACAUAGCUGGAUCAAUUAGUACAUCUGCCACAGUUCAUAUCGAACAAGAUGAAGAUAGAUAUAUAUUCAAAGCUUAUGGCCGUAUACCUUAUGUUCGCGCAAAACAAAAGCCUUAUGAAAGUUUAUAUGAUAUUGGUGACGAACUAGGUCGUGGUACUCAGGGUAUAACAUAUCACGCAGUGGAACGUUUAACCGGAGACGGUUAUGCAGCUAAAAUUAUGCAUGGAAGACCUGAAUUCCGUCCCUUCAUGUUUAAUGAAUUAGAAAUUAUGAACUUAUUUAAUCACAAAAAUCUAAUAAGGCUACAUGAUGCGUUUGAUCAAAACGAUACUGUAGCUUUAAUAUUAGAAUUAGCUUCAGGUGGAGAGUUGGUGAGAGACAAUCUGCUGAAAAGAGAUUACUACACAGAACGCGAUAUUGCCAUGUAUAUAAGACAAACUUUAUGGGGAUUAGAGCACUUACAUGACAUUGGCGUCGGACAUAUGGGACUAAAUCUCAAAGAUCUCUUAAUUUCUAUUCCUGGAAGUGACAUCAUAAAACUUUGCGACUUUGGACUAUCCCGAAAAAUAAUUUCAGGUAAACUGUAUCCACUCGAAUAUGGUAUGCCAGAAUAUUGCUCACCCGAAGUAGUUAAUGGAGAAGUCGUUGGCUUCGGGCAAGAUAUGUGGUCAGUCGGUAUUAUUACUUACGUAUUAUUGAGCGGUAUAAGUCCGUUUAGAGGUGAUGAUGAUCGUGAAACUUUAAAUAAAAUAAAGCAGGGUAUUUGGAACUUUGAUGAUCCAUUUUGGAACAAUAUCAGUGAAGAUGGUCGCGAUUUUAUAAAACGCCUUUUAAUUUACGAUUCAAAUAACAGAAUGGAUGUAAGAACAGCUUUAAGACACCCAUGGUUCUAUUUAUGUGACCGAAAAGAUGAUUCAUAUUAUCAAAUCACAACCGACCGAAUUAGAAAAUAUUAUGGCUUAUUCCGCGAUUGGUAUUCAAAUGCUUCUUGCAAACACCACUUCAGAAGAAGGAAGUUAGCAACAGCAUUUACGCAUCCAACUCGAAUGGUUUAUCCACCGUACGAAGUUUAUACUCCAGAAGCAACACCAGAACCCUUCUAUGAAUCAAAGACCAGAUACAGACGUAAGGAAAGUGUAUCUAAAUUCCAACAUCCAGAUUAUGAACUUGGUUUAAUACAAUCUGAAAGCCAUUAUCAAUCUGGUCCAGAUACUUAUUUGUUACAAUUGCGCGAUGUGGACUUUCCAGCACGUCUCAGGGGUUACAUUAAGGAAGCACACAGGAGAUCUCCAUCGUACACAUUAAACGAAAGUUGUAUUGAAUGGAGUCUUCCCGUCAUUAGAGAAAGAAGACGUUUUACUGAUAUCAUGGAUGAAGAAAUUGAUGAUGAAAGAAGGUCAGUUAUUAACAAUUACCGCAUUAAUGACUCGUACCAUAUCAGGCGUUUGAGAACUGAACUUGGUUCAAGAUUAGAUUCAUACACAGAAGCUGAAGCCCUAAUGGAAACACAACGUUCUGGCUUUCCACCAUUCUUCCGUGAAAAGCCUCAAGAUUUAGCUAUUACCGAAAAUGAAUCCUAUUGCAUGAAAUGCUUCUCAGUUGGUGAUCCAAGACCUAUUGUGCAGUGGUUUAAGAAUGACACAAUAAUACAAGAAACUAAAAGAGUUAAAAUAUUUGAAGAUGAUGAUGGCCGCUCAAUUCUUAAAUUUGACCCUGCAAACUAUAAUGACGUUGGUGUAUAUAAGGUAGUAGCAAGAAAUAAAAUUGGUCAAACCGUAGCAAGAUGUCGCGUUGUUUUGGCUACCUUGCCAGAUCCACCAGUUUCACAGGAAGUUAUUUCUAUAAGUGAUACAGAAGCACUCUUAAGAUGGAAACAACCUCGUUUUGAUGGAAAUUCAUCAGUUGUUUGUUAUAGUCUACAAUAUAAACAACAUGAUGGGGAACAGUGGUCCACUAUAGCUGAUAAUAUAGAUCAUGAAUUCUUUUUGGUUCAUGGUUUGCAACCUAACAGUAGUUACCAAUUCAGAUUAGCCUCACGAAAUCGCAUUGGAUGGAGUGAAAUGGGCCACAUUUUAAACGUUACAACAUUACAAGCUGGUUCAGAGAAAAUACAAAUUUCUAAUACUAUGAGACAUUUACAAGAAAUCACAGAAAGCGGACAUGAAGUUGAGUUUGAACACGAAAAAAGUUUUAUUGAUUAUCACAGUGAAAUAAACCCACCUGAAUGGAACUUAGACAAUAGUGUCUUUGACAAUUAUAAAUUUAUUUCAGAAGUUUUUAAAGGCAAAUUCAGCACUAUUGUUAAAGCUGUACAAAAAAGUACUAAUCAAAUGGUAGUUGCAAAAAUAUUUGAAUAUACAGAAACGAAUUCUAACGAUAUUGAAAAAGAAUUUGAAAACUUCAGAACCUUACGUCACGAAAGAAUUCCAGCCUUAAUUUGUGCUUUCAAACCUUCAAAUGCACGUAUUGCAAUUUUAGUACAAGAAAAAUUACAGGGUGCAGAUAUUUUAACAUAUCUAAGUAGUCGACAUGAAUAUAAUGAACAAAUUGUAGCAAAUAUUGUACAUCAAAUUCUUGAUGCGCUACAAUAUGUUCACUGGCGAGGUUUUGCGCAUUUGAAUUUACAACCUGAUAACGUUGUCAUGGCAAGCGUACGUUCUGUUCAAAUAAAAUUAAUCGACUUUGGUUGUGCUAGAAAAGUCUCUAAAGUUGGAACUGAAGUACACGAAUGCGGUUUGUUGGACUUCCAAUCUCCUGAAAUGGUUUGUAAUGAGCCUGCAUUCCCGCAAUCGGACAUAUGGUCACUUGGUGUUUUAACAUAUUUAAUGUUGUCAGGAUGCAGUGCCUUUAAAGGAGAAAAUGAUAGUGUAACCAAACAAAACAUUUCAUUUGUUCGCUAUAGAUUUGAAAAUUUAUUCGAGGAAGUAACACCAGAAGCUACGAGAUUUAUAAUGUCCUUGUUCAAAAGACAUCCUACAAAAAGACCAUACACCGAAGAAUGCAUGGAACAUAGGUGGUUGACCUCGUCCGACUAUAUGGUAAGAAAGCGUGAAAGAGCCGUAUUUCUUGGAUCUAAUUUGAAGAAAUUUUCUGAUGAGUAUCAUUCGAAAAAGUAUGCCGAAACAUCAAAUGAGAAUUUGAUGUCAACGCUUGGUGGAGGUCCAACACCCAGACAGCUGUUAAGGUCAAAUAGCAUUCAAGAGGAAUUAUCAGCACAAUUCAACUAAUCUCUGAAAACUAUUACAAAAACAAUGAAAAUACAUGUUUUGUUUGCUAACACCCUUAUGAAGUUUUUAAAGCGUCAUUUCAUAAAUUAAUUUUCUUUAAUGUAAAUAAUAAUUAGCGCUGUAAUUUAAAACAUCAUAUAAUAUAUUAUACCAAAUUUAGUUAUUUA
Condylostylus longicornis is the source of this 11614-nucleotide messenger RNA. It is a transcript of the gene Obsc, whose product is annotated as obscurin. Gene Ontology annotation, biological process: synapse organization; homophilic cell-cell adhesion; protein phosphorylation. The transcript has 32 exons. Gene Ontology annotation, cellular component: plasma membrane; axon; neuronal cell body. NCBI's taxonomy places the organism in Eukaryota, Metazoa, Arthropoda, Insecta, Diptera, Dolichopodidae. The record is from RefSeq and is a predicted model, not a curated record. Gene Ontology annotation, molecular function: ATP binding; protein binding; axon guidance receptor activity. Bases 960 to 11447 code for a protein of 3495 amino acids.